Molecule: messenger RNA, 1953 nt
Organism: Parnassius apollo (apollo)
Lineage: Eukaryota; Metazoa; Arthropoda; Insecta; Lepidoptera; Papilionidae
Source: the annotation of a GenBank genome assembly
AUGGAUGAAAAAAAUAAACUUGAAUUUAAAGAAUAUACUCGCUGUGCUGCAGAUAAGUCUUCUGUUUGGCAACAUUUUUUGCGGACAUCAGAUGGCCUUCAUGCUCAAUGCAAGAUGUGUAAAAAAGUAUUUAAAACCUCUGGAACAACUUCAAGCCUGCAUAAUCAUCUUAGACUUGUUCAUUCUAUCCAGUUAGCUAAAAAAACAUCUAACUAUUCACUUCCGUCAACAUCUCAAAAAGAUAUGUCAUUAGAUUCCGAUGUCAUAAUGACGCCAGCAACAAAAAAGGCUAAAACAAUAAAUGACUUUUUUCAUGUGAAGGAAGAAGAUGACUUAGAUACUAUACUUGCGAAAAUGACAGCAGUAGAUGGUGUACCGUUUAAAAUAUUCUGUUCUUCGGAAUCAAUGAGAAAGCUAUUUGGAAAAGCUGCUUACAAAAAUUUGCCUAAAUCACCAAAUACAAUAAAGAAAAAGGUUCUGAAUAAAAGUGAGCUACUGAAAAAAGAAGUAAAAAAGGAGCUUAAUGAUAUUAAGGCAGCAGGAAAACAAUUGGCUGUAAGCCUAGAUGAAUGGACAAGUGCACGUAAUCGCAGAUAUGUGAACGUAAAUGUUCAUUCACCAGAGCUUUCUGAAGGUUUUAGAAACUUGGGACUGACGAAAAUAAGGGGCCGUGGAACAGCAGAGAACUGUUAUAAUAUAUUGAACGAAAAAUUGGUAUAUUACGGCUUGUCAAUACAAAACGAUAUCUCGUGCAUAAUCUCUGACGGUGCAAGCGUAAUGUGCGCACUAGGGAGAAUGGUUCCCUCUUAUCAUCAAUUAUGCUUGGCCCAUGGUAUUCAGUGCGCUGUCCUGGACGUGCUAUACAAAGCUGAUAACACAGAAGGUAACACCGGCAUCACUGUUAACAGACCUUGCGAUAGCUCUGACUCUGAGGACGAAAGUGAUAUAGAGAACGAAGAUGAAAAUCGUUUUGUCAUCGAAGCUGACCCCAGUGGGGUCAUUCCCAAGCUGGUUUAUAAAGAAUUGAUAACUAAAGUCCGGAAAAUAGUAAAAUUUCUCAAAGGUUCGCCUACUCGCAUGGAUAUACUCAAUUCUUACCUGGAGUCCAAAUCUAAAGACACGACACUGAUCCUCGAUUGCAAGACUCGUUGGAGCAGCCUUGCUGAUAUGAUAGCAAGAUUUCUAGAAUUCAAAGACGCAAUUCAAAAGACAUUAAUUGAUCUCAAAGAGAAGACUACCUUUUCAGAUACUGAAAUAUUAAUUUUGAAAGAUAUGUCUAGUUCUCUCAAAUUCAUAAAGGACACAGUUGAAGAACUUUGCGAGCGAAAAUCAAACUUACUAACCGCAGAAAUUGCACUUCAAUUCAUGAUGGAGAAAUUGGCGAUGAAUCCAGACGUUAUUAGUGGCCAGCUUAAAGAAGCUUUAAAUAGAAGAAUCUUGCAGAGGAGAAACGCUACAUUGGUAAGUACGUUACAGUACUUACAUAAUCCUACAAAAUAUUAUGACGAAAGGAAUACUCCUCAUGCAUUUUCAAAGGCAUCCCAUGCGGAAAUAAUAGCCUUAAUUGUAAAAAUCAAUGAGACUUAUUUUUGCAAAGAUAAAGCUGCUACAACUGUCUUUGAAGCUGAAGAUGGCCUGCCUUUAAGAGAAAUACAAAGACAGCAGCGCCUUGAAGAUGAGAGGGAACAGGAUACAGCCAAGACAUUCAAGGAACAGUUAAAGACAAAAGUUAAUGAAACCUUGCACAAUACUGCUGAGGUAUCAACAAAACAUUUGUCCGAAAACGAUGACUUGGAAACGUCUGUCAGGGUGGAAAUGGCGCUAUUAGAUCGAAGUGGCCCUAAAAGCAUUCAUCUACAACGUGUUUACGAUUUUUUACUUACCAUCCCACCUACAAGCGUUGAAGCAGAACGUGUAUUUUCGGCUAAUAGAUAUUUUUACAAUUUGAUUUGA